CGUCAGUCUGGUCCACGCGGUGAGACCUGGUGGGUCAGCGAAAAGUUGCGGGAGAGUAUCGCUCUUCAUUUUUUGUGACGUUGUGCAACAAGUGAAAAUUUUCAAAAUUGCGUUAAUAACUCAACAAGACGAUACCAAGAUGGCGGACUAUUUGAUCUGCGGAGGGACAAGCUACGUGCCAGAAGACGGGAAUACCGGUGCUCAACUCUUCUCCACGGGGGAAGGUCUCACUUACCAUGACUUCAUCAUUCUCCCUGGCUUCAUUGAUUUCACAGCUGAGGAAGUGGACUUGACCUCUGCUCUCACAAAAAAGAUCAGUUUGAAAGCUCCUCUAGUAUCUUCCCCAAUGGACACUGUAACAGAAUCUGAGAUGGCUAUUGCAAUGGCACUUUGUGGUGGCAUUGGCAUCAUUCACCACAACUGUUCACCAGAGACACAGGCACAGGAGGUCAUGAAAGUCAAGAAGUACAAGCACGGCUUCAUUCGUGACCCUGUAUGCCUCACUCCACAACACAGAGUCUCUGAUGUUUUUGAUGUAAAGAAAAGUCAUGGCUUUGGUGGAAUUCCAAUCACAGAAGACGGAAAGAUGGGCACACGACUCCUUGGUAUUGUUACAUCACGGGAUAUUGAUUUUUUGGAGCCUAACUCGGACAAGCUGCUCUCAGAGAUCAUGACUCCUUUUGAUGACCUGGUAACAGCUCCAGCAGGUGUCAGUCUUGAUAAGGCUAACGAGAUAUUACAGAGAUCUAAAAAAGGUAAAUUACCAAUUACAAAUGAACAUGGUGAACUUGUCGCUUUGAUAGCACGUACUGAUCUCAAGAAAUCUCGCAACUUCCCAAAUGCUUCAUAUGAUGCUAACAAUCAGCUGUUGGUGGGAGCAGCCAUUGGAACACGAGAAACGGACAAGCAUCGCCUUGAACUCCUUGUCAAUGCUGGUGUUGAUGUGGUGGUUUUGGAUUCUUCACAAGGAAACUCAAUAUACCAAAUCAACCUAAUCCGCUAUAUCAAAAAUACUUAUCCAGAGCUCCAGAUUGUCGGUGGCAAUGUUGUAACAGCAGCACAGGCAAAGAAUUUGAUAGAUGCAGGUGUGGAUGGCUUACGAGUAGGCAUGGGAUCAGGUUCCAUCUGCAUCACACAAGAAGUCAUGGCUGUUGGUCGUCCUCAGGCUACAGCUGUAUACAAAGUGGCUGAGUAUGCUCGGCGAUUUGGUGUACCUGUGAUGGCUGAUGGUGGUAUUGCCUCUGUAGGUCAUAUCAUCAAAGCACUUGCAUUGGGUGCAUCCACAGUAAUGAUGGGUUCUAUGCUGGCUGGAACUUCAGAAGCACCAGGAGAAUAUUUCUUUAGCAAUGGUGUGAGGCUCAAGAAGUACCGUGGUAUGGGCUCUCUAGAGGCCAUGGACCGUAAAGAUACCCAGGGCGCAGCUGCUGAUAGAUAUUUCCAUGGAGAGGGAGACCGCAUCAAGGUUGCACAGGGAGUCAGUGGUUCCAUUGUGGAUAAGGGGUCCAUCCUAAGAUUUCUGCCAUAUUUGGUGUGUGGUAUUCAGCAUGGCUGUCAAGACAUCGGUGCCAAGUCAUGCUCAAUGCUCAGGGCCAUGCUGUAUAGUGGUGAGCUGAAAUUAGAGAGGCGCACUGUCUCUGCACAGAAAGAAGGUGCAGUGCAUAGUCUCCAUUCGUACGAGAAGCGGCUUUACUAAUCACCAAUCAACGUGCCAAAAAUCUGUUGUCAGGGACUGAGUGUAGCAGGAGGUUGAAUGUUUAAGGAAAAAAGUUUUUUUCUUUCACUUUUUUUUAUGAAUCUUAACUACAUUAUUGAUUUUGUCUUCUGCAUAUAGGAGCUUGAUCUGUGAUGUGAUCAUGUUUCAGUGAUAUGAUAUUUAACUAAAUCUUUCUUUGUGGUACAGUGUACAAUUUUAGUAGUAUGAGUGAAUGAAUACAGUUGUAUUUGCAAAUGUUGAAUGAAAUCAGCACAAUACCUAUUGUACAAUAAAAGCAGUUGGACAUGACAUUUUACGAGCACAAGGACAGAUGCAGUUUGUGAAAUAUGAUAUGUGAAAGUGUUUUCUGUUAUAGAAGUUGAAGAAGCUUGCAAUAUGGAAAUCUACAUUUUCUUCCAAAAACAUAUACUUUGAUUUAUUACAGAUAUAUAUUUUAAUUGUCUGAACAAAGUUGAAAGAAAGCAAACUAGUAGAUUUAAAGUCUAGGGUAUAGCUGAUAUAGUUGUAGGAUGUUGAGUUUGUAUUUGAAAAAGGCAGUACGCAUCAAAAAAAAAAAUGAUUUGUCAGUUCAUCCUUAAGUGUUGUAUGAAUGUGGGAGCAUUUGUGUAAACUGAUGUUUAUGCUUACAUUUCUGAUGUGGGAGUAUCCUUUUGAGGCAGUUUGCUGUGUGUAUUAUAAACGAUCAUGGGUAAUGCUUAUGAACUGUCCCAUUAAGUAUGAAACCAUAAUGUGAAUAUAAUUGUGAACCUCAAAUUAUGAUCUUGAGAAAAUUUUAAUCCGUAUUUUUAGGCAUUUCUUAAGAUCAGCCUGUAUAUGGUACUUGCCAUUGUUUUGUCUUUUCCUUUUAAUCCAAAUCUUGAUUGACUUCCCAAGUUACUUAGUCUUGUUAACUUGAGUGGGAUGUUGCCCCAUGUAUUUGUUAAUGAGGCAUAGUCUCAAAUAGCAUCUUCAGAGAUUAACAUUUGCCUCUUCUUUUAAAGUUUAUUUUGAUUACUUGGACAAAAUAGCUGCUAUUCAUAGAUAAUGAGGCAGAGAUUGAGUGAUGUUAGAUCUGACAAAGCAUUUUAAAAACUGCUUUGCUAUACCAUACUUGCAAAGUACAAAACUGAAAGACAACUUCCAUAAUGUAGAAUGUUAAAGGUAGUGUAAUGUUUUCAAAUAUACAGUAAGAUAAAGAAUUUCAAGUCAAUCAAGUGUUGGAAAGUGACUGAAACUGUACUUAGAUCCUCAGUCAUAGAGUAUGGACUGUAACGUUUUUAAUGUAUUAUUUAAAAGUAUAUUUGCAAUAAUUAUCUGUGACUUGUUCAAAUUGCUGAGUAAUGCAUCUCUCGCCAUGUACUGUGCCAAAUAUUAUGUGAACAGUGUGCAUUGACUCUAUAUAUAUUGAUGAGCUGAUGAACUUUGAAUAUAUUUAUUGUUAUUAUUUUUUAGCAUGGUUGAUUAUAUUUUUUGAUAUAUUAGCCAAUGAUUUUACAAUCUUUCUCAGAUUUUUACAUAAAACGAGAUGUACAUUCUUAAAAGAAAAAAAUAUUGUUCAUUCUCCUUCAAAGUCUAUUAUAGGUUAUGAUUUUUUUUGUGAGCACAGGGGUCAUAUUUUGCUUGAGUUCAAAGAUCCCGUGAUGUAACAUGACAGCCUGAGGAUUAUUAUAUUAAAUGACUAGUGUUAUGUUAGUUCUGGAUGACCAAUAAUAUUUCAAUUGUAGUAUGUGAUAUUUUUCAUGUCUUUCAACAAUGAAUUUCAGAUAUCCCAUAACCUGUAGACUUUCCAAAGUUUUUCACUUUCAUGGUAAUUUGAUUGAUUUUAUAGCACUGUGUAUUUAGUAUUUUGUUCUUGAUAAUGGCAUAACAAGUAAGUAGUUGGUUUACAGUGAUUUACACCAUUGUCUCUGCUCUGUAUCUCUCUGUUUUUUAAUCCUUUUAUUGUUAAAUGCUAUUGAACAAAAAGUUUUGGAUGAAAUGUAAUAUGUAUAUUUUUCUUCUGUUUUGUGUGAUGCUCCGAUGUAUGUGCUGGGCUUUUCAGACCUAAUUUGAGAACAUGUAUGGUCUGAAAUAAUUGCUGAAUCCCAAGUGUGAAGGUGUGUGUGUCUACUUGAGUGUGUUGGGUAUAUAACUUCCCUAGAAGACGCUUGCAUUCAUUUAGAGGAGAUCGAUGCUAACCAACAGGUAUGAGCUUCAGAUGGUACUUUGAAACAAGAAAAAGAAGAAAAAAUACAUGUCAGGGUUGGGAUGUUUUAAUGAAUUAUUUUGGUCAUGUUUUUUUUGGUUUUCAAAUACAUGUUCAAACUUUUUACAUGAUGAUGUAUGUGCUUAGUGUAAUACAGACUUGAUAAGAUUUUUUUUUUUUUUUUUUUUUUUUUUUUGUAAAUGAAAGGGUUAAGAUUCUGUAACAAAAAAAAACAAAAAAACAAAAAAAAAAACAAAAAAACAAAAAAAAUUGAGUUCAAGUCCAGUUAUGAGCCUAUAGAAACCUGUAUCUUUUUAACUCUCUAUCAACCAUUUGUUUGCAGAUCCAUGAUGUAUGCAGGUGAACUGAAGUUUGAAAAACGCACAGUUUCAGCUCAGCGUGAGGGUAAUGUUCACAGUCUGUUUAACUAUGAGAAGAGGCUCUUCUAAGGUUACACCAUGCUUUGAGGGCAUUUCAUUCAAUUCACACAUUGAGCAAUGGUACAGAAGGUAAUGUAAACCUUGAUUCAUUGUCAGUUGCUUGUUCAAAUAUAAAUAUUGCAUCCCCAUGAUAGCUUCUUGCUUUGGAGUAUGUUUACACCACAAGUAAGGUACAAGCAUUCAUAUUUUCUGUAUAGAUUUUCUAGAAUAACAUUAAAGAAAUACUGGUGGUUAGUAUUGUGGUUUCUUGAGAAUUUCACUGCAGAAUGACCAGUUUUGAUAUUUUUAGUAAAGUGUUUAAGUGAUGUGGAACUAAAGUACCGGUGGCUUGUUAAACAUUUACAAGUAGAUUUAUUUUAGCAUUGGGAGAAUCAUUACACCAUAUCUUCAAGGUGUUCCAUCUGCCCUUUGUGAUGUGGGAUUUCUUGUAAAUUUGUCUGUAACAAAUGAUUUUGCUCAUUCCAGAACCUUUUAUAUGUUUUCAACUUUAUACUGUACUUUUUAUUUGAACUUUUUUACAUGCUAUAGUUGGUGCCAGUCACGAAUAGAAUUUGGUUUCCCGGGUUUUGGAAGGCAUUAUAGGGCGUCUGCUAGUGAUGCAUUAUAGGGAUUGUGUGAUCUGAUUGAUAACAUUUGGAAUUCGUUCUAGACUUGUGGUUUAUUUUGCAUUAAGUCAGUAUUAUUGACAAUUACUUGAUUCCUCAAAAUCAUAUGCUCCAAGUCCUUUGAAUAUAUUAUUUUUCUAAGUCAAUGGUGCAAACCAAAACAUCAGGAAUUUUUGUAUCCAGAAUCUGAUGCACAGACUAUGGCAGAAGAUAGCUUGUGGUGAGAGAUUCUUGGUCGCUGCUGUAUUGGACAGGGUGUGAAUUUCCCUCGUUUUUUUUUUUUUUUUUUUCGAGGCUUCUUCAAAAUAUAUUAGGCUAAAAUAUAAUAAUCUUCCCUGGUGCUCAUCCUCCUCUUAAGCCACUUGUUCUGGAUCAGAAGUUGGAUAACAAAGUAAUGACAGUGUGCCAUAAAAGUGUGAUAAAAAAAUAAUAGUCUCAAUUUUAUCUAUAACUCCUACAAGGGUCCAAACUACAGACAUAUUUUCUGAUAUUAAUGUCAAAUAUGAUGUCUUCAAUUCUUCCAUCUGUUGUAGUGGAUAAGAUUAGUGCUAGGAUGUUUGUUCCUUUGUAAACUUUGUCAACUGUGUUCAAUACAUAUGAAUAAACUACAAGGCAAUGUU
Penaeus chinensis is the source of this 5543-nucleotide messenger RNA. It is a transcript of the gene ras, whose product is annotated as inosine-5'-monophosphate dehydrogenase 1-like. NCBI's taxonomy places the organism in Eukaryota, Metazoa, Arthropoda, Malacostraca, Decapoda, Penaeidae. The record is from RefSeq and is a predicted model, not a curated record. Gene Ontology annotation, biological process: GTP biosynthetic process. Gene Ontology annotation, molecular function: IMP dehydrogenase activity. Gene Ontology annotation, cellular component: cytoplasm. Bases 140 to 1693 code for a protein of 517 amino acids. The transcript has 12 exons.